AUGGCCGCCCCGACGAACGACAAUAACACGAUGGACAUUGAUGACGAUGGGAAUAUUGUUCAUGCAGCCCAGAUCAACAUCGCACAGCGAAGGGACAACCGUUCACCUGCAUAUCAAGUCCUGGAGACCGCAGAGUUGGUGAAUAACAUUGUCCAGUACCUUCCCAUCACCAGUUACCCAGCUUGCAGUCUAAUCAAUCGAGUCUUUCGCGAAGACAUCUUCUUCACCUCGCUCACCUACAAGGACUCCCUCCUCUCGGCGCAACAUUGGAUCGAAUCGAAGCCUCGGCAUAUCUUUAUCCUGAGCGCAUACAUUCUCCAGUACAGUGCCGACGUCGAUGCAGGACUACCCCCUGGCGGCGCGUUGUCCAACCAAUUUGUGUUUUCGUGUCAGACCCGAUCCGACGGCGUGGACAGCUAUGGGAGCAAUGGUAGUAACAGCGACCAGAGGAGUGGCGAGAGCAGCGGACAUGCGGGGACCUCGGACGAGAGCAGUGGUGGCGUGUCGCAUCUUCAGAGGCACCAUACCCAUCAGCCGGGACAUGAUAUCGAGCCCUUCCAUUCCUUUCAUACCUACCAAUCCUCGGCGACCGUGCCGAAUGUCUAUUUCAAGACGAGCAGCCAAUUGCCUCCACACUUCUCGUCCCCUCCAUCAUUGUCCCCUCAUCCCAUUGCACAGCAGAGCGAUUAUAGCUUACCACAUCAACACCACCAAACAACAACGGAAUUUCUUCCAGGACAACAUGUAUCCACCAUGAACGCCAGGGCAACGAUCGCCGAACUCUCGUCGUCGGACCUCCACCAUUACGAGGCGGACAUUAGCACUAACUCGAAUCGGUCGAGUAUGAUGGUUGUCGAUGUCGCCGACAUGUCCCUCUCCCCAAGCCAGAUCCUUCUUCCUCCGCAUGGGCUCUCAACUCUUCCGACACCACGGCAACAGCAAUACCACCAACAACAAUAUCAGCAACAGCAACCAAUGGCCCGAGUCGUCCCUUGCCCAUAUGAACUCCCGACGGAAGGCUCCAUGCAAUACGAAGAGAGCCUGGUCAGUGUCAAGAAGGGAUCCAGGACCAGCACCGGGAGCACAAACAGUCAUGACAGCACUAUUAGCACCAGCAGCAGUUGUAGUAGUAAUGGCGAGGGUCACCACGGGAUGAGUGAUCCUUCUUCGUCCUCGGUCUCGGUCCUUCAGGGUGGCGCGUAUUCUCCGUAUGCUUCUCCAAUCAUGGAAGAGUCGUCUAAUCCCUCGGUCUUUGGAUCGCCGUAUGCUGUGGUGGGAGCAGGAGGAGGAGGAGGAAGUGUAGGGUCGACUUCUGGAGCGAGGGUGGGCUCGGCUAGGAGAGGAGGUGGAGGACAAACUCAAGGGUCGAACAGUCCUGGGUCAGCAAGAAGGAGUGGCAAAGAACUGGCGCCGGAGUAUCAGCGGGAAUCGGCGUUACAGGAACACAACCAGCAACUACAGCAGCUGCAGCGGCAGGGUGGGAGAAGGGACGAAAAGUCGUCGCGUGAUGAUAUCCCGAUGACCCAUAUCGGCGAUCGUGGAGACAUUAGGAUGGACACCUCAAACUCUCACCACCACAGUCAUCACCACAAACAUCGCCAUCAAGAACGCCAACGACUCUCCCGCCAACACCAACAACAGUCACCACCCAACAACACCCGCCCCUCCGAGAACUGGAGCAUGGCCAUUCAAACCUUCUACUACCAAAACUCUGCACUAAACGCCAUGAUCGUCGCCUGUCGAGAACACAUGCUUUCGCCCGAGGGCCAAGGCGGAGCAAUUAUCCUGAAGACGGAUACUUCAAGGGUCAUCUGGAACGAUACGACGAGGCAGGAACAUAUCUGGACGAUUACGCCGACGUUGAUGGAUCGGACCAAUCCUGAUUUUGUGGAAGAAGAUUUUGAUCCUGAUCGUGAUUAUGCGUAG
This is a messenger RNA of Linnemannia hyalina, 1926 nucleotides long. Lineage: Eukaryota; Fungi; Mortierellomycota; Mortierellomycetes; Mortierellales; Mortierellaceae. The record is from the annotation of a GenBank genome assembly.